Messenger RNA from Medioppia subpectinata, 1545 nucleotides. The record is from the annotation of a GenBank genome assembly. Lineage: Eukaryota; Metazoa; Arthropoda; Arachnida; Sarcoptiformes; Oppiidae.
CUGGUCCGACAGGUGAUGAUCACGCGUGACGUGUGCCCGGAGGGCGCCUAUCAGGUGCGGCUCUGUCACGACGGCCGGUGGCAGACAAUCCUAAUCGACGACCUGUUGCCGUGCGAUCGGUACCGGCGACUGGUCUACUCGCAGGCGGCGCACCGGCAGCUAUGGGUGCCGUUCAUCGAGAAGGCUGUCGCGAAAAUGUACGGCUGUUACGAGUCGUUAGUGGCCGGCCGGGCGGUGGAGGGCCUGUCGAUACUGACGGGCGCGCCGUGCGAUACACUGGAGCUGGAGAUGGACGGCAGGGAACCCCUGGACGAAGACCUGGUGUGGGCCCAACUGCUCAGCUCACGGAUGGCUGGCUUUUUGAUGGGCGCCUCCUGUGGCGGAGGCGCUAAUAAUACGAUCACUGAUAGGGCCUAUCAGGCCGUGGGUCUGAGGCCACGGCACGCGUACUCUAUAAUGGAUGUACAGGCGGUGCCCAGCGUGGCUGGCGGUAAGGGUAGUGGUCACCGAUUGGUCCGUUUGCGUAACCCCUGGGGCCGGUUCUCGUGGCGCGGCGACUGGUCCGACGAGUCCAGCCUAUGGACACCCGCCCUCCGGAGUCAACUUCAGCCCAACGGUGCGACCGAUGGUGUCUUCUGGAUGUGUUUCGGUGAUGUGUGCAAGUAUUUCGACUCAAUAGACAUAUGCAAAGUGCGCCAGAAUUGGCACGAGUGUCGCAUUGAGGGUAAAUUUCCCGCUACCGGUGCCCUCACGGAUGACCUGACAGUGAUUUUGGUGACAGUGACUGAGCCGACGGAAGUGGAGCUGUGUUUGUAUCAGUCCGGCCACCGGUCUUCAGCCCAUGACAGCCAUAGUCACCACAAACUGGAUCUGUUUGUGGCAGUGUUUGGGUUCAACGGUCUGGUCGGGCGACUGGUCUGCGAGAGUAAGCGUCAGGUGAAGAGUUUUGUCUCGUGUCAUGAGAUACUGGAGCCCGGCGUGUAUGCCGUGGUUACCAUUUCUUUCAACCACUGGCACAACGGUGUUAGUGAUUGUCCGCCGUAUUUGUUGGCCAUUCAUAGCUCGAAGAUUAUGCUGACGGAGAGGGUGUCUCCGCCCCGGUAUAUAAUCGCCGACUGUCUCAUUGGGCUGGCGCUGGCCAGGGGUCGUAAGCAUGAGUGCAGUGAAGGUAUAACCGCUUACUAUCUGACUAAACACUGGUCAGGACUGGUGGUGAUGGUGGAGAACCGACACCCGACCACAUAUGCACAGGUUAUAUGCAACUGUAUGGACAGUGUGAACGUGGUGUCUACCAGAUCUACGUUAAAAACAGCAGACAGUAUACCACCACUUCAUAGACAAAUAGUGAUUGUGUUGACCCAUUUGGAGGGCACCGGAGGUAUGAUAAUACACUAUCAACUGACACAUCGGGCCACUCAUCAGAGAUCGUUAAACGAUUGGGGAAAUAAUGGGGUAAUGAGUGGACUGGAGGGCAGUCGAGACAGCGAACACAUACCGGUGCUCGACAACAGUGUCCGUGAAUUGCAUUCUCCGCGUCCGCUAUAA